GCUGUAUUAACCCAUCACUAAUCAUAUAGCGAGAGACAGAGUAGGGCAGCCAGACUUUGACUGCAUCGUCACCGCGUGUGUGUUUGCGUGUGAGCGGCUGGUGAGGGAGAAGCGAGGGGUGUAUCCGAGCAGGGAGCUUUUCCCUGUUGUAGUAACCAAGCGUACGCCGGCUGCCAGCCAUUACUUCACUGCAGCAGCAAUCAGCCCCCGGCUCCUCCGUAGUUUCUGAGCCAGACACACUAACCUGUCUGUCCCCUCCUCCUUUUUCUCUGCAUAUUCAGCAGAGCUGCCCUCCUCUCCUCAUCAUCACUCCGCCACUGCUGCGGCAUCGCUCUUUGCUCGAAGGGGACGCUGGCCUGUUCCUCAGCCACUGAUUCUGCAUGACUGUCACAAAGAUGUCAUGGCGUCCGACCUACCGAAGCUCCAAGUUUCGAAAUGUUUAUGGCAAAGUAGCCAACCGGGAGCACUGCUAUGACGGCAUCCCCAUCACCAAGAACGUCCAUGACAACCACUUCUGUGCGGUCAACUCCAAGUUCCUGGCGGUCGUCACGGAGAGUGCCGGCGGGGGCUCUUUCAUUGUUAUACCUGUAUCCCAGGCUGGCCGUCUUGACAGUCAUCAGCCGAAGGUUUGUGGUCACCAAGGCAACGUGCUGGACAUCAAGUGGAAUCCCUUCUUUGACAACAUCAUAGCAUCUUGCUCUGAAGACACCUCGGUCCGAGUAUGGGAGAUCCCAGAAGGCGGUCUGAGGCGCAGCAUGACAGAGGCCGUGCUGGAGCUUUAUGGUCACAGCAGGCGGGUGGGACUCAUCGAGUGGCAUCCCACCAGCAGCGGCAUCCUCUUCAGUGCAGGCUACGACUAUAAGAUCCUGAUCUGGAACCUGGAGAUCGGAGAGCCAGUAAAGAUGAUCGACUGCCACACUGACGUCAUCCUCGGCAUGUCGUUUAACACAGAUGGCAGCCUGCUGGCCACCAGCUGCAAAGACAAGAAGCUGAGGGUCAUUGAGCCGCGCUCUGGGAGAGUCCUCCAGGGCAGUUGCAAGAACCACCGUGUAAACCGAGUUGUUUUCCUGGGCAACAUGAAGCGACUGCUCACAACAGGGGUUUCUCGCUGGAACACCCGGCAGAUCGCUCUCUGGGAUCAGGAGGAUUUGUCCAUGCCAAUUGUGGAAGAAGACAUAGACGGCCUAUCGGGACUGUUGUUUCCUUUCUAUGAUGCUGACACACACAUGCUGUACCUGGCGGGCAAGGGGGAUGGCAACAUCCGUUACUUUGAAAUUACCGCAGAGAAGCCAUACAUGCAGUACCUAAUGGAGUUCCGCUCCCCAGCACCACAGAAAGGACUCGGUGUGAUGCCAAAGCACGGGCUGGAUGUGGGAGCCUGUGAGGUGUUCCGCUUUUACAAACUAGUCACCCUGAAGGGUUUUAUCGAGCCCAUCUCCAUGAUUGUGCCGAGAAGAUCCGACACGUACCAGGAGGACCUAUACCCGAUGACAGCCGGAACUGAGCCUGCCCUGUCUGCCAGCGAGUGGCUGAGUGGGAUCGAUAGAGACCCGGUCUUGAUGUCCUUAAAGGAUGGUUACCAACGGCCAAACCAACUAGUGUUCAAGGCUCCAGUGAAGGAAAAGAAGAGUGUGGUCGUCAACGGGAUUGACCUGCUGGAGAACGUACCGCCCAGGACAGAAAACGAGCUCUUGCGGAUGUUUUUCCGGCAGCAGGAUGAGCUGCGGCGGCUCAAAGAGGAGCUGGCCACCAAGGAUGUGCGAAUACGCCAGUUAGAGCUGGAGCUUAACAACCUGAAGAACGUUAGCCCUAACAACGUCUGACCUCUUAGCCUCUGGACUGGCAAAGCAGCUUCCUUUGCCUCCAAAUCUGACCUCCGACAAGCUUCUGAGCCCUCCCACCUCACUUUUUUGAUAUGUCCCAUUGUAUCAUGACUUCAUUCCUGCUGCCCCACCUCGUGUACACUAUAUACCUGUUGAAUAAUGUCUUAUCUAAUCCAAUUACUAGAAUGUUGUUGUAGUGGUAGAUAUAUUACUAAGACAAGGGAUUUCAGGGAUGUCCAAUUUAUUAUUAGGUCAACGAUAGAGAAAUUUUAGAUCUAGUCAAAUUUUGGUAUUUGGUUUUUUAAACUGAAUAUUUCUGAUCGAGCACAUUCUCAAUUGUUACGAUCACUGACACCAUCUUUUUCAACCACAGCACCGAGGCAUUUCUCUCAGUACGCCUGCCUGCUGUCCAUUUGCAAAUGUCUUGAUUGGCAUGCAAAACAUCUCCAGAA
Messenger RNA from Cololabis saira (Pacific saury), 2275 nucleotides. It is a transcript of the gene coro2ba, whose product is annotated as coronin, actin binding protein, 2Ba. The transcript has 12 exons. Gene Ontology annotation, biological process: actin filament organization. The record is from RefSeq and is a predicted model, not a curated record. Lineage: Eukaryota; Metazoa; Chordata; Actinopteri; Beloniformes; Belonidae. Gene Ontology annotation, molecular function: actin filament binding. The coding region runs from base 381 to 1823 and encodes 480 amino acids.